AGGCACAAUGGUGACCAUUGAAGGCCCCAGAUUCAGCAGUAAAGCAGAGAGCAAAAUGUUCCGCCAGUGGGGUGGUGAUGUUAUCAAUAUGACAACAGUUCCUGAGGUUGUACUUGCAAGGGAACUUGGCUUGCUUUAUGCUGCUGUUGCUAUGGCCACUGACUAUGACUGCUGGAGAGAGGGUGAGGAGGUGGUCAGUGUGGAGAAGGUCAUGAAAACUUUCAAAAUGAAUGCUGAAAAGGCAACUAAGGUUCUGAAGACUGUAGUUUCCAAGAUAGCAGCCAAAGACUGGACAGAGAAAAUUUCAGCAACCACAAGUGCAGUGAAGAGCAACAUAAUGCUUGCACAAUGAAUUAUAACGAGGAGAGAAGAGAACUGUCUGCCAGUACAAAUUCCUUGGCCAUAUGUUUGACAGAAAUUCCUAACUCAAAAUUAGCAGACAUUGAGAAACACAUCAAAGAAUUCUCUUUUUUUAUUGAGUUACGGAUGGAAAGUACUACAGGAGAUGGAAGAGCAAUAUUUGGAAAAUGAGUAAUACACAAUUUUUUUUUUUUUUUUUUACAGCACUGUUUUGUAGUUUGGCAAUGCUUUAUUAAUAGAGCAUGCUGAGUAAUACAGAGGUGACUUGUCAUGCUAUUCUAAAAUAACCAAAAAUUUGUAAUGAUAAAAAAUGAAAUAACUUGUUUAGCUUAUCCAUAGUCACACAUGUAUGCACGUCGGAUUUGUUGAAAAUCUAAUGUUAAUAUUGCAAUAUAUUUUUAGAAUAUCUUUAAAUGGAAAUUAUAGACCAGUAUUUUUUAAUAGGUUUUUGUUACAUUAUGAUGUUGACAAUUUGUUUUUAAUGAAAUUAUAAUGUAUAUCUUUAUAGAUUAUGCAGCCUGGAACUGCAUGCUCAGAUUGUUAUUUUGACUAGUAAAAAAUCCUAUAAUUGUU
Penaeus vannamei (Pacific white shrimp) is the source of this 933-nucleotide messenger RNA. NCBI's taxonomy places the organism in Eukaryota, Metazoa, Arthropoda, Malacostraca, Decapoda, Penaeidae. The record is from RefSeq and is a predicted model, not a curated record.